This is a messenger RNA of Tinamus guttatus (white-throated tinamou), 1334 nucleotides long. Lineage: Eukaryota; Metazoa; Chordata; Aves; Tinamiformes; Tinamidae. The record is from RefSeq and is a predicted model, not a curated record.
AUGGAGAGAAGCUGGAAAAUAAGAAGCCUGACUCAUCUCCUAGAUAGCAUGGAAAUAGCCCACAAAAAUGAUAUAGCACUUUAUACCUCAGGACAUUUAAACCAUAACAAGCUUUAUAAACCUUCAGAGAAAAUAAAACAGGGACAGUGGGAUUCUUCCAGGAAGCAAACCAGCUUCAUGAGAGAAAGAGAUCAAUUCCUGACUCAAACUGAGAGCUCUAAGAAGAUGACAAAAUUUUCAAGUAACUUUUAUUCCUGCAUCCCUCCACCUCCAGCACAUACGGACUCUUCCUUCCCUACCAAGAGAUAUCCACAAUCAUCUGUGACUAGGGUUGGCCCCCCAGCAGAUGUAUCAUCAACUCCACUGGAAAGUUUAAACCUGAAAGAGCCUAAAAAGAAAGUAGAGGAGGGAACUGACAGACUCAGUAUGUGUCUCAAAAGAGAUGAGUUAGAUGUGCCAGAGAUUAUGGUGCUGAAAAACAAACCAGUUAAGAACAGCCGACAGUCUGUUGCUGAACCUGCCAAGGAGGAAUACCAGUUUAUACCUUCAUACUUGGCUGGUAUAACUAAAACUGAUCAGUUUAACAAGUUCCUACAUUUCCAGAGGGAGUUCAUAGCAAAGCGUGAGUUACUACGGAAUGAUUUCACAGGGAGCAAAAUAUCAGAGCAGCAUGAAAUGAAAUUAACUAAGGAGCUCCAGAAAACCUGCGACUGUGAUGCCUGCCAUUUCAAACGACUACAUGUUGUUGAGAAAGUGUUUGAAGAUAUUUGCAACAGCUCUUUGAUAUUUGGUGAUAUUUUGAAGAAAAUUAAGAUUCUGAAAGCUCAGGCCAAAGGGAUGAAAACAAGACCCUCAAAGGCUCAAGAAAUAGAGGCAGUCAGGAAAGAUGUGCAGGUUCUUAUGAAGAAAGCCAAAAAUGCUUUGAAAAGAAACCAAGAACUGCAGAAUGAAUUCGAAACAGUGAUGUGGAUGAGCCAGACCCCUAUGGAUAAAACAGAAAGCUGCAGUGACCAUGAGACAAAGGAGGUAGUAGGAAAAGCUUCCUCUGCUGCCAAACAGCUUGAAUCAAUGAGGUGUAAAGUUCUCAGCACAUGGGAGGAAAUGAUGAUACUGGAAACGGAGAAGAAAGAACGAAUGGCCUGUGCGGAGGUGGUGAACAUGACGAACACCGUCAAAGAUGUAGAGGAUGUUGAAGACCGUAUCACAGAAACUUUAGAUAAACUGCAUAUAACUCAAGAAAAUCAAAAGAAACUAUGGGAAUCAAUAGAGGAAUUCCUGCUACUUGAAGAACAAGAAGCUUCUGAGAAUGCCAAAGAAAAUGAGGGUGAUGAAAU